GAAACAAACAUGCACCAUCAAUACUGAGGUGAAUACCCUCUAUAAGGUUUCCAUCCUGUCUGUUCAAUGGAUUAUUGAUUCAUGCAUUGAAAUACUCUUAACAAAACUAGAAUACAUAUACACUGUAUUAAGUCAUUUACUUGACUAUUGUACAGACAACAUUUUCAUACAGUCAAAGUUCCAUUUACAGGUGUAUUCCCAGACACAUUCGCUGAAGUCUUGAUAUUACAUUAUGAAAAAGACUGGAAGCUCUAAAGGACCUGCCAAACAAGUGGCUCAACCAGUGCAGGAAGGAAAACAAAGACAACAGAUGUCAAAUAUUCUUAUGCAACCCCUAAAUACCAACAUUAUGGCACAUCAAUCUGCACAUGUACCCCAAAUAAUGGCACACCAAUCUGCACAUGUACCCCAGAUGUAUAACCAACCUGUGUAUCAUUACACACAGCAAUAUGUAGCACAAUCAAUGCCACAAUCAAACCAACAACAAGCACAAUCACAACCAGUUGUUUUUCUUGUGCCACAAUCAAAUCAACAGCUAGCACAUUUGCAACCUGUGAAUG
Owenia fusiformis is the source of this 560-nucleotide messenger RNA. Lineage: Eukaryota; Metazoa; Annelida; Polychaeta; Sabellida; Oweniidae. The record is from the annotation of a GenBank genome assembly.